UCCAAAACCAAUCUCCACUCUUCUCUCCAAUUCGGUCAUUCCUUUCUUUGAUGUUGUAUACAUACAUACAUAGAUAGAUAUCAUCUCCUUCAUUGCCACACGCAAAUACCUUCUUCGUCUGUCACCAUUUUCCGUUUUCCCUUUCCAGAAAUACGGCACGCAAACCGAGAAACCCACCCGCCCAGCCCACACGCCAUCCUGUAUCUGCCCACCACACGCCCCGUCCCACGCCCACACCCGCGCCUUACCUACCACAUCAUCAUUUUUCGAUGAGAUAUUGAGAGUUUGAAACACACGCCCCGGCUAAUCAUGUAUAUAAGCUCCUACUCUUCUUACUCGGCCGCCACUUCACUCUUGCGAGGCUCCUCGUCCGCAUUGUGCCGCUCGCGUCUCUUCUCUUCCGCUUCUCCGCUCUACAGAACCUACCAGAGCCCCUCGUUUCGCCAGCAGCCGUAUCGGUCGUUGAGCUUCUCGUCUGCUCUGCGAUCGAUCCGUUCCUCCGUGCCCCGCUGGAGUCACGGCGUUGAUUGGAAGUCACCUGCUAUCCCUGCCUCUCAGAUCAGGAUCGCCUCUCCCGUUUUGAGCGAUUUCCAUCGGAAGAUCGCUACUAUGGCAUCUGAGAAUCCGUUCAAGGGAAUCCUUACCUGUCUCCCCAAGCCAGGAGGGGGUGAAUUCGGAAAGUUCUAUAGCCUUCCUGCUCUCAAUGAUCCACGGAUUGAUAAGCUGCCAUACUCUAUUAGGAUACUUCUUGAAUCAGCAAUUCGUAAUUGCGACAACUUUCAAGUGAAGAAGGAAGAUGUUGAUAAGAUCAUUGACUGGGAAAACUCUGCUCCUAAGCUGGUUGAGAUACCAUUCAAACCAGCCCGUGUGUUAUUGCAAGACUUUACUGGUGUCCCAGCAGUGGUGGACCUUGCUUGCAUGCGAGAUGCUAUGAACAACCUUGGCAGUGAUUCUGACAAGAUCAACCCCCUGGUUCCUGUAGAUCUAGUUAUUGAUCACUCAGUUCAAGUUGAUGUUGCAAGGUCAGAAAAUGCAGUCCAAGCUAAUAUGCAGCUUGAAUUCCAGAGAAACAAGGAAAGAUUUGCCUUUCUUAAAUGGGGAUCUAAUGCUUUCCGCAACAUGCUUGUUGUCCCACCUGGUUCUGGAAUUGUCCAUCAGGUGAACCUUGAGUAUCUUGGACGGGUUGUGUUCAACACUGAUGGCAUACUUUAUCCAGAUAGUGUGGUUGGAACAGAUUCCCAUACCACUAUGAUUGAUGGCCUAGGAGUUGCUGGCUGGGGUGUAGGAGGUAUCGAAGCGGAAGCAGCAAUGCUUGGUCAGCCAAUGAGUAUGGUGUUGCCUGGAGUUGUUGGGUUCAAGUUAGCAGGGAAAUUGCGCAAUGGUGUCACAGCGACAGAUUUAGUUUUAACUGUGACACAAAUGCUGAGGAAGCAUGGUGUUGUUGGAAAGUUCGUUGAAUUCCAUGGUGAUGGUGUGGGUGAACUAUCAUUAGCUGACAGAGCAACCAUUGCUAACAUGUCUCCUGAAUAUGGUGCAACUAUGGGAUUCUUCCCUGUAGAUCAUGUUACUUUGCAAUAUCUUAAAUUGACUGGGAGAAGUGAUGAGACUGUGGCGAUGAUUGAGGCUUAUCUUCGUGCAAAUAACAUGUUUGUUGACUAUAAUGAGCCUCAACAAGAAAGAGUGUAUUCGUCUUCCUUGCAACUGGACCUUGAAGAUGUUGAACCAUGUUUGUCAGGGCCAAAAAGACCACAUGAUCGUGUACCUCUCAAAGAGAUGAAGUCUGAUUGGCAUUCCUGCCUUGAUAACAAAGUGGGAUUCAAGGGUUUUGCUGUGCCUAAGGAGGCACAAGAAAAAGUGGCAAAGUUUUCUUUCCAUGGACAGCCUGCAGAACUCAAACAUGGUAGUGUUGUAAUUGCUGCCAUCACAAGUUGCACAAAUACAUCAAAUCCUAGUGUUAUGCUGGGAGCAGCACUUGUGGCUAAAAAGGCCUCUGAGUUGGGUCUACAUGUUAAACCAUGGGUUAAAACAAGCCUUGCCCCGGGAUCUGGAGUUGUUACAAAAUAUUUACUUCAAAGUGGGCUGCAGGAGUAUCUGAACCAGCAAGGUUUCCAUAUUGUUGGAUAUGGCUGCACUACCUGCAUUGGCAAUUCUGGUGACUUAGAUGAGUCAGUUUCUUCUGCUAUAUCUGACAAUGACAUUGUUGCAGCUGCUGUACUUUCUGGAAACCGUAAUUUUGAGGGCCGUGUUCAUCCCUUAACACGGGCUAACUACCUUGCUUCACCUCCUCUAGUGGUUGCCUAUGCACUUGCUGGCACGGUUGAUAUUGAUUUUGAGACACAGCCAAUUGGGGUAGGGAAGGAUGGUAAGGAUGUUUAUUUCAAAGAUAUCUGGCCAUCAACAGAGGAAAUUGCAGAGGCUGUUCAAUCAAGUGUAUUGCCAGAUAUGUUUAAGAGUACGUAUGAAGCUAUUACGAAAGGGAACCCUAUGUGGAAUCAGUUGUCAGUCCCAGAAGCCAAGUUGUACUCAUGGGAACCAAGUUCUACAUACAUUCAUGAGCCACCAUAUUUCAAAGGCAUGACCAUGGACCCUCCAGGGCCUCAUGGAGUAAAGGAUGCCUAUUGCUUGUUGAAUUUUGGCGACAGUAUAACCACAGAUCACAUCUCCCCUGCUGGAAGCAUUCACAAGGAUAGUCCAGCUGCUAAGUUCCUCCUUGAGCGUGGGGUGGAUCGCAAGGACUUCAACUCUUAUGGCAGUCGGCGUGGCAAUGAUGAAAUUAUGGCAAGGGGAACUUUUGCCAAUAUCCGUCUGGUAAACAAACUGUUAAAUGGAGAAGUUGGCCCAAAGACAGUUCACAUCCCAACAGGAGAAAAACUCUAUGUGUUUGAUGCUGCAAUGAGAUACAAGUCUGCUGGGCAGGAUACCGUAAUCUUGGCUGGAGCAGAGUAUGGAAGUGGAAGCUCCAGAGAUUGGGCUGCCAAGGGACCAAUGUUGUUGGGAGUAAAAGCAGUAAUUGCUAAAAGCUUUGAGAGGAUACACCGCAGUAACCUGGUUGGAAUGGGCAUUAUUCCUUUAUGUUUCAAGGCUGGAGAAGAUGCAGACACACUUGGAUUAACAGGCCAUGAGCGUUACACCAUUGAUCUCCCCAGCAAAAUUAGUGAGAUUCGCCCUGGACAGGAUGUUACUGUUCAAACUGACACAGGAAAAUGUUUCACAUGCAUUGCUCGGUUUGAUACUGAGGUGGAGUUGGCCUAUUUCAACCAUGGAGGCAUUCUUCCAUAUGUUAUUCGUCAAUUGACCAAGCAAUGAGCAACUGCAUUUAUUGGUACAAUUGUCGGCUGGUGGAUAUUGCAGUUGUAGUGGUGUACCUGUUUAAUUGGGAACGGAAUAAAUGGCCAUGCAAUUGUAUUUCCACUCUUAUUAGAGAGGGUAUCUUCCAGUAACAUCGGCAGAGUUAAAUUAUUGGCAAUGAGUAGAGGAUGUCAUUUUUUCUAAUAAUCUUGUAUUCACAUUUCCUUCAGACGUGAUUCUCUGCUCUCUUUAACGCAGCGAAGAUUAACUAGCCUUCAGCGAUGACAUUUUGAUAUCUCAAACUAUGCUAGAAACAUGAAGUUUAAAUAUUUGCAGUUAAAAAAAAAAAGUUUUAUCCCCUUGGGUGUUGGGGUUGUAUUGUGGUAUUGGUAUCAAGUGAUAAUGGUAAUGAUACAAAUUUUACCAAAUAUCUAGCAGUGGUUUUCAGUUCA
This is a messenger RNA of Ipomoea triloba (trilobed morning glory), 3740 nucleotides long. RefSeq names its product aconitate hydratase, cytoplasmic-like. The record is from RefSeq and is a predicted model, not a curated record. Gene Ontology annotation, cellular component: cytosol; mitochondrion. Lineage: Eukaryota; Viridiplantae; Streptophyta; Magnoliopsida; Solanales; Convolvulaceae. Gene Ontology annotation, biological process: tricarboxylic acid cycle; citrate metabolic process. Bases 310 to 3306 code for a protein of 998 amino acids. The transcript has 20 exons. Gene Ontology annotation, molecular function: 4 iron, 4 sulfur cluster binding; aconitate hydratase activity.